Molecule: messenger RNA, 1971 nt
Organism: Penicillium samsonianum
Lineage: Eukaryota; Fungi; Ascomycota; Eurotiomycetes; Eurotiales; Aspergillaceae
Product: putative nucleoporin Nsp1
Exons: 3
Coding region: 1-1971 (656 amino acids)
Biological process (GO): RNA export from nucleus; protein import into nucleus
Cellular component (GO): nuclear pore central transport channel; nuclear pore
Molecular function (GO): phospholipid binding; structural constituent of nuclear pore
Source: RefSeq, a predicted model, not a curated record
AUGGCAUUCUCUUUCGGCGCCCCGGCCUCUACUGGCGCCUCUAGUGGAAGUCUUUUUGGCACAGCGGGCAAUGCUUUCGGCGCCAACAAGGAUAACAAUGCGUCUAGUGGUGGCCUCUUCGGUAAUGUUGGAGCUUCGUCCACCGCCAACAGCGCAUCGCCGUCGAUGUUUGGAGCAAACUCCGCAAGUGGCCAAAGUACACCAACCUUCGGCAAUGCAGGCGCUUCCAAUGCGACCAACGGCGGUACCUCGGCCUUCAGCUUCGGAGGCAAGGCUCCAUCCGGAACUGGCACGCAGCCCAACUCACUCUUCGGCGCCGCUGCCGGCAGCCAGACUCCCAACAAGCCUACAGAAUCGACCGCACCUGCCAGCAAUGCGCUGUUCGGUGGCGGAGGCACAAAGAGCAUGUUCGGCAACGCGGCCCCGACAGCUACCCCUGCUCCCGCGGGAGGCAAUCUGUUUGGCAAUAACUCCACCACCCCUGCUGGUCCCCCGCCUGCAUCCAACCCACCCAGCAGCUUGUUCGGGUCUGCGAAACCGGGAGCCUCGACUACCCCCACCGCAGCGCCGUCGUCUACCACACCUGCUACCGCACAGGCGCAGCCAUCUAACAAUAUGUUUGGAGGGGGAGCAACCAAGCCGCUGUUUGGAGGUGGCGCAACCGCUGCUGCACCCAGCGGCGGUCUGUUCGGUGCAAACAAGCCGGCCGAGUCAACUGCUCCUACGACUACUGCAGAGACCACUUCCAAGCCACUCUUCGGCGCAGCUGCACCCGCGGCUAGUGCGCAAAGCUCGCAGACACCGUCUCUGUUUAACAAUAAAGCUGCUCCCGGCGGCGACUCCGCUUCGAAGUCUGCAUUCCCGUCCCUCGGCGCUCCUCCUGCCUCCACCGCAAACACAACACUCUCACUAGGAGCCCCCGCCACGUCGAGUGCUACACCUCAAAAGUCUCUUUUCCCUUCCACCGGGAGUGCCACAUCCGCAGCUGCUCCCUCCACUACUCCGGCAACGGCUCCUCUUGGGGGAGGCCUGUUUGGGGCCUCAGCUCCCUCUACUACUCCAGGUACCGCGGCCACUGCCGCGCCUGCUACUACUACCCCUGCUGCACCUACGGGCGGCUUGUUCGGUCAAGCUGCUACUACGCCUUCGACUCAGGCAGCGGCCCCCACCAGUUCAGCACCCCUUGGUGGCCUUGGUACUCAAACGACCGCUGCUCCGACUACAACCGCUGCUGGCGCUGCUCCAGCUGGGCCCGCCGCCCUUGGCCAGUCUACCACGGGGCCAGCUCCUCCAGCCCAGUCACGCCUGAAGAACAAAACCAUGGAUGAGAUCAUCACCCGAUGGGCCACAGAUCUCGGCAAAUACCAGAAGGACUUCCGCGAGCAGGCGGAGAAGGUUUCCGAGUGGGACCGUCUGCUGGUGGAUAAUGGUACCAAAGUUCAGAAGCUGUACGGCAGCACUGUUGACGCGGAUCGAGCUACCCAGGAAGUUGAGCGCCAAUUGUCAGCGGUUGAAGGUCAACAGGAUGAGCUCAGCUCAUGGUUGGAUCGAUACGAGCGUGAAGUCGACGAGAUGGUUACCAAGCAGGUGGGCCCUGGAGAGUCCCUUCAAGGACCUGAUCAAGAGCGUGAGACAACUUACAAACUGGCCGAGAAGCUCUCGGAACGCUUGGACGAAAUGGGCAAAGAUCUUACCAGCAUGAUUGAAGAGGUCAACGGUGCCUCAUCCACAUUGACCAAGACCAACAAGGCAGAUGAGCCGAUCUCGCAGAUUGUCCGCAUUCUGAACGCACACCUGUCCCAGCUGCAAGUCAUCGACCAAGGCACCUCGGACCUGCAGUCCAAGGUUGCUGCCGCCCAAAAAGCGGGCCAAUCGAUCUCUGCCCGUCUCGGAUACGGCUAUCCUAACAAUGGUAUGGGCAACAACAACACCGCUGAUGAUUUCUACCGCUCGUUCAUGCAAGGGCGGUAA